AUGCUGGUCCCACUGCUGCGUCGUUUCAGAUUCCCUUACCCCCACAGAGGGGGCCAUUUUGUGUCCCAGUUUUCGACCGCACAGCGGUCUCGCGCACAAACCAACCGCGAUGUCAUCGCGCAAUUGCUGAGUCUCAUUGAUUCGAAACACCAGAUUCAACGCUAUCUUGAACGGUUUCACCCGUCUCAGGGUGAUGCUUUGGCCGCGCGUGGGCUUAUCCCUAUCGUUGUACAUGGUGAGCUUGGUCUAGAUUUAGAUCUAGACAUUGCUUCAGAUUCAACAAUAGAAGAGCCAAUCAAUCAGUCAAAUCAUCUACGCUGUAUCCGCACUACAAACCAUCUGCUCAGUGCGCUUCUCGAGCACCGGGAUGUUGAGACGCGACCGAUCUCCUCUGGAGUCUUUACGGCGGUCGCGAGAUCCGAUCGCGGAUUAUUUUCACAUGAGGCAAAUAUGACAGGCUUCAUCCCUGAAACCAUUGAGUCUGCUAUUCGUGCCAAAUCUGUACCGAUCGUGGCCACACUAGGCACUUCGUCCACAAACUCUCGCACAUAUGCGUUGGAUGCUCAUAAUGCCGCCAUUCAUCUAGCCCGCGUGCUACAGCCACCGCAUGUAGCGCCAUCUUUUCGAACAACUCGGGAUGUUCGGCAUGACCAGCGACGCGUUCGCCAUGCUAUUUCACUCAGGGAUUUCCCCUCAAAGGAGGCUCUCCGUCUCGCCUUCCAUCGCCACAUCCAUCCCGGCGCGGGUAUCAGUAUUGAUGCACUUAUGUCGCAGCUCGAAACAAGAGACUUCGCUGCUUAUUUUGAUCAUGACUCGGCCUCAUCAUCGCCUGAGCAAACAAUCCAUAACCUUGCGCUUGUUUUUCCUCGAGCAUCGUUUCCUUGGAAUUCUCCUCAUCUAGAUACUUGGGAUCCGAGCUCCGCUGCCACGUCUGUUGAGAAUGCUCAUCGUGAUCAAAAGUUUUCUGAGAUUGCUCUCUUCGCAAUUUCUCAGCCGGGUUGGCAAAACGGUGUCGCCGAGCAAUUCUGGAAUCGUAUUCGCGCAGAUCACGGCUCCCUUUGGGGCUCUUUGCCGAAUACCGAUCCGAGUUUGUCGUGGUGGCUUUCGCGAUCGUCCGGGGCUCUUAAGCGUCGACCGGAAAAGAGGGUAUACAUGUGGCAUGGGUUAGUUCCUUAG
Molecule: messenger RNA, 1176 nt
Organism: Penicillium malachiteum
Lineage: Eukaryota; Fungi; Ascomycota; Eurotiomycetes; Eurotiales; Aspergillaceae
Product: Aspartate/glutamate/uridylate kinase
Exons: 3
Coding region: 1-1176 (391 amino acids)
Biological process (GO): L-arginine biosynthetic process
Cellular component (GO): mitochondrial matrix
Molecular function (GO): L-glutamate N-acetyltransferase activity, acting on acetyl-CoA as donor; arginine binding
Source: RefSeq, a predicted model, not a curated record